Molecule: messenger RNA, 1524 nt
Organism: Lasiodiplodia theobromae
Lineage: Eukaryota; Fungi; Ascomycota; Dothideomycetes; Botryosphaeriales; Botryosphaeriaceae
Product: Amine oxidase
Exons: 4
Coding region: 1-1524 (507 amino acids)
Molecular function (GO): oxidoreductase activity
Source: RefSeq, a predicted model, not a curated record
AUGACACGCUCUCAAGAAGGCUUCAUUUGGACGUCUUCCGCCACGAGAAAUGGCUUGGAAACAGACUCCAUAAUUCCCAGCACUCCUGCUUCCCAGCUCAAGCCCUUUUACGAUGUUAUCGUCAUUGGCGCCGGCUUCGCUGGCCUCAUCGCCGCACGCGACCUCUCCCGAUCGCACAACCUCUCCGUUCUCCUCAUCGAAGGCAGAGACCGCAUCGGCGGACGCACGUGGACCGCGAGAGAGCUAGGCGAAGAGUUCGAAAUGGGCGGGACCUGGGUGCACUGGAACCAACCCCACGUCUACGCCGAGCUCUCCCGCUACAACCUACACCCGCGCCUCAAAACCACCGCGGGCAACAUCGCCGCCGAACAUACAUUCUACAAAGGCCAGCGACCUGACGCUAUCGUGCAGACCAUCCCCCCAGAAACCGUCGCAGCAACCGCCCAGCGCGUCGCCGACGCCUUCUUCAGCCCUGACGGCCAGCCCAGCAGGUACUGGAUGCCGUACCCGCACGACCCCUUGCGCAACAGCAGCGGCCCUCCCUCCUCUUCAACCUCCUCCUCCCCGGCGCAGCAACAGCCAUGGCGCACACUCGACCACCUCAGCGUCGCGGACCGCCUGGCGCAGCUCGACCCCUCCUCCUUCUCGGCCGAGGAAAAAGACGUGUUCGAGACGCUGGUCGCGAGCUUCGGGUCGGCGCCGGGCGCGGAAAUCGGCUUCGUCGAGGCGCUGCGGUGGUACGCGCUGGGCGGGCACAGCAUGCAGGGCGUCUUCGAGCUGGCCGGCGUGUACAAGCUGGGUGGCGGCGGCAUGACGGGGUUCGCGAGGGAGGUUGUUGGCGAGUUUUGUGGGGAUAAGGUGUUUGGCGCGGUGGUGGAGAGGGUCGAGCAGCAGGAUGCGGAGGGGGUGAAGGUGGUGGUGGUGGCGCGGGAGGGGAGGAGGGUGUUUGGGGCGAAGCAGGUGGUUUGCACUGUACCGCUGAACUGUCUUGGGGAUGUGGCUUUCUCGCCGCCGUUGAGCCCCCUCAAGCAGGAAGCCAUCCGUCACGGUCAAAUAAACAAAGGCGCGAAAAUCCACAUGCGCCUGGGCGAGGUCGAGCCCGGUUGGUUUGCGAUGGCUUCGCCCAGUGGUGAUUCUCCGUGGUGCUUUGCUUUCUCGGACCACAACGGUACUGGAGCGAACGGGGCAAGUGGCACCUACGCUAUCGCCUUCGGUUACAACGACCGCAUUCCUGACCCGACGAGACCCGAGAACUCGGCACGGAUUGUUCAGUCGUUCAAGGAGAACCUUCGGCCGCAAAGUCGUUCUGGAGCUGAGGUAACCGCCUACUUGACACAUCCAUGGCACCUUGACCCGUUGGCCAAGGGCGUCUGGUCCUGCUGGGGCAAACAAGCUAUGAAUUGGGCAGAUGGUUGGAGGGGAUUCAUAGACGGUGCCAUCGAGAGAGGGUACAGAGCUGUGAGAGAUGUGCUGGAAAUGCGUAAAGCUGAGAAUCAAGGAACCAAGGUAUCUGCGAGGCUGUGA